AUGCAGUUCAUGGCCCCAAUGGCCGAAGAGCCCUUCUAUCGCUCUCAACCCGAUGAAGGCUUCGAAUCCUGCAACUUUUCCUAUAAGGCCAAGACAGUGCAGGUGAAGGACUCCCGCCCUAUCAAAGACCAGUUUCAUCUCGAUACGCACGGCUUCGCCUACGCAGACGAUGCUGAAGGGGCGGCGUUCGUCGACCAACUUCGGACCAAUGAACACGGCGCUAAAGAGCGCUAUUAUGAGCACCUUCAGGGCCUGAUCAUGAAACACACUGGGGCCUCGCGAGUCGUCAUAUUCGACCAUACCAUGCGCCGUCGUGACCCCUCGUUGGCGGGCAAGAACCCUGAUGGUCGAGAGCAACCCGCAGCUUACGUACACAUCGACCAGGGCCCGGUAGGGGCUGCACGUCGCGUCCACCAGCAUCUUGGCUACGAGUCAGAUCGCCUGCUCAAGGGUCGUGUGCAGAUCAUAAACGUGUGGAGGCCCCUCAAUGGCCCUGUGCAAGACUGGCCGCUUGCUACCAUGGACUUCACUAGCCUGAAGCCUGGAAACUACCAUCCCACAAACUUGUAUCGUAACCGGUUCGAGCUGCGGGGUCAGUCUUGCAACGUUUCGCAUCAUGAAGAUCAACGGUGGUAUUAUCUCGACGCGCAGCAGAACAGCGAGGUUACCUUCAUUAAGAUCUGGGAUAAUAAACCGGCGGUCACUGGAAAAGAAGAGGAAGGCAAAGAGAGAAUGGAGACAAUCUACCCCAUCAAUUGCGCUUGCACGCUAUCAGCGAUUCGCGUCCUGAUGCGCAUCGAACAACUCGGAGAUGUCAAAGUGGGGUUGGAGACAUUGCUGGAAGUGAUGGAGGAUGCAGAAACUCGGUGCUAUGCCGUUCUCAACUGCGCGGCAUGUUGCCAGCGGCGAUUCUCGCUGGCCAGUGUUACGGUUGUCAGCGCCACCGUGAUUGAAUGGGUACGUGGGACAGGGCUUGGAGCAGGUCUCGACCACACCGUAUCUCUCGGAGAUAUCCACCUGGAUCGGGCGGAUGCCGAAAUGCUAAGCCGGAAACUCAUGCAGCUUCAACUCCGGCACUUUGUACAAGUCAUGGCCCGACUUGAGAGUGCUCUCACCAGGACCAGGUCGGCGCACACGGCUGCAUACCAGGAUCUCGUCCGCGCUAAGAUGCAGGAGCUGCAGGAAUUUAAGCAGCAGGUCCCGAAAUGA
Molecule: messenger RNA, 1209 nt
Organism: Alternaria arbusti
Lineage: Eukaryota; Fungi; Ascomycota; Dothideomycetes; Pleosporales; Pleosporaceae
Exons: 4
Coding region: 1-1209 (402 amino acids)
Molecular function (GO): oxidoreductase activity
Source: RefSeq, a predicted model, not a curated record